Molecule: messenger RNA, 6948 nt
Organism: Tachysurus fulvidraco (yellow catfish)
Lineage: Eukaryota; Metazoa; Chordata; Actinopteri; Siluriformes; Bagridae
Product: KIAA0825 ortholog
Exons: 20
Coding region: 349-4140 (1263 amino acids)
Source: RefSeq, a predicted model, not a curated record
UACUAAGGGCGUAAAGCAUUGGCUUAUGCGCACUAUCUAGUGCUCUAUGAAUUUAAUAAAUAGCAUUUUGAGAAGGAGUUACUAUGGUUACUUCCUGCUGGUUGUCAGAGACGCUUUUGUGGAGCUGUUUAUAAACAAGAGGCGCUGCAGAGACAGAGUUUGAUGUAGAGUUUGUUUUGUUACAGUAUUACAUGUUGAAGUCGGUUUCGUGCGAUUUGCUUGAUGUCCUCUAAUUUAGCACGCAAAGCCGUCUAAUGUUUACAUUUCUCAGCAUUUCCCCCAAAACGCUGUCAAUCUAAUGAACCUUCACAUGGAGGAGUCUCGAGUUUCCCUUUAACCUGCAGAGGAAUGGAGCGGCAGGGUGACUCUCCACAUGACCAUGCUUUCGUGGAGCUGCCUGUGCCGAGCAUGCUGAAUGUGUUGGGUGAUGCGGACCUCCAGGUCCUGAUCCGUGAAACAGAGGAGAAGCUGAAACUCAACUCCUGCAGUAUUGAGCAGAGCCUGUGCGAACUGCAGACUAGAAUUGGAGAGUCCAGUGCUGGUGAGAAGAUCCCCAGUCCUACAGAAUGUUUAAAUUGGUUCAGUCAGAGCAAUCUGAGAUUGCUGAAACCCGUCUCUACUGAUCACCAGGAGCUUCUGGAAUUCCUCAAAGCGCUGCUACACAUACUGAAGAUGGAAGAGGCUUACACAGAGGCAGUUCUCCAGCUGUUGGUGAACAUCUCUGCUCAAUGUGGGGUUGCCUUCCCUACCUCUGAUUCUUUAUCUGAAAAGAGUCAGGCUUCUCUGACACCCCUUUGCUCUGUACACGAUGACAUCACUCUGUACAUACAGGAAACUUGGUAUGACAUCCGGCUCUUGUUGCGGCGCCACCUGUUGGACAGGUUAUCCAUGGAAGUCUCUGGAGUCCCCCAAAGGACUGUCUUUCUUGUGCAGCAUCUCUGCUUCCUUUACACUGAAACAGAGGUUCUGGAGAAGUAUCAGGCUCUACAGAGCAAAAUGGUCCUGGAGCUUCUCAAAGAAAAACAGACACGCUGUCUAGAUGGAGAAAGUGGAUUUAAAAGGUUGGCUGUGGACUUCCAGGCUGUCUGUCCUGCUUUCUGUGCCAUGCUGGGCGAGGACAUUCACAUCCUGAGUGGCAUAGUUGAGCCACAUUGCAUUCUGAGAUUUGUGAAUCGGGCCUACCUGUGGACGCUGGCACAGGAGCUGGGCUUUCUAAUGGAGAAGGAGGUAGAGUUGGUGAUGAAGGACAAUAGCACACAAGGAGGGAAGGGGAUGAGGAGCUCAAGCAAGAAGGCAUCAGUAGCUCCUCAAGGUUCUCCCCAAAUGAACAAGCAUUUUCCCCUGACUUCGGAGCAGCUGAGAGGCCUGGUCCAGCUGGCCUACACAAUGCUGCAGCUGGAGAACCAAGUGGAAGAUCUGGCAGCUGAGCUGGGCAUCCUCAACUGUGCUGGAGAAUCAAGUGGUGUUAAAGGGAACCUAAAGAAAGGCAGGGCUGAUGUGGAGAUGUCUACACUAGCUGAUAAAGUCACACCAGACCUGCUGCUACAGAACACAGAGGUGCUGUGUCUGGAGUUUGAGUGGAGGUCUGCAUUUCAUGUAUUAGUUCCUCAGAUGGCUCACGGUGUGAAGACGUUUCUAAAAGAAGUCUGCAGUAAACGUCUGCAGCAGGAGGAGAGGACACACAGCUCCACCUUGCCUCAUCAUAUCCCUCUGGCCUGUAUUCCUCUCAGACAGGACGCUGAACUCUGUCUAAAGACAGACAUGCCCAAGAAGAUCGCGGAGUUCUGUGCAGAUGUGAUGGAAGAACUGGAUUCUCUCCUCCCUUUGGCUGUGGUGUGUAAAGAAGAUGCUCUGCUCCCUGUGAGCUCCUGCUACAUAGAAGUGUCUGGCCGGGUGAGCUCAGAUCUCCUGACCAGACUGGAAGAAAGGGCAAGGGAGGUUCCUCAUUCAUCGCCCCUCGAGAACCUUCCUACCAUACUGGCUUCCAGCACCUACAUCUACCACAGACUGGCUUACUACGAGAGCCAGCUAGGAGACACCAACCGCACGCCUCUGACUCUGCUGCCCGUCCAGAGGAGUCAGGAAGUGACGGAGGCCAUUCAUGAGCAUCUGACCAGCUACUGUGUCCAUGUGUGUGCCACCAGCAUACUGCAGGAUGCCGAAAGUCACUACUGGGCGGACGACAAGUACUUUUACGAGGGUGAAAGGUGUUCCUUCUCUAUCCAGAUGUGGCACUAUUUCCUCUCAGCUUUGCGCAAUGACCUGUGGUGCACCGUUUCUCCGCUAUUGGCCCAGCAGACCCUGGCGCAGGUGCUGGCACAGACUCUCGAGCUCCUGCUUCAGCGAUACUCCAGAGCUCAGCCCUCCUACAAAAGACACUCUCAGAUCAGAAUGGACAUCACAGCCAUCCUCCUGUGUGUGGAGCAGCUGCUGUGGUCUGUGUAUAGCAGUGUGGAGGAACUUGUCAGUCCUGAGCUGCCUUCAGAUACCGCCAGAAGCUGGGUGUCCAUCAUCCACAGCCUGUGUAAUCAGCUCCUCAAUGUGCUCAUCAUCCUCACCUCUCCUUUACCGGAGCUCUAUAGAGCUAUUCAGAAUGGUUUUAGUGCCGAAUCUUCCACCACUCCAGCCGAUGCACACACUGACCGUGCUCCAUUUUGGCUCAAUAUCUUCAACCCUACACUCUUCCCACUGGAUCUGCUCAGGGGCGGGAUGGAAAGUGAAAACUCGGCUCUGUGGCUGCUGAACAUAGUGAGCUCAGGACCUGGCUUCUCUCCGGCUCUGCUCCUGCAGGCUAUACUGCACCAUGACUGCCUCCUGCUGCGCCUUCUGAUCUCCCACUCCUAUCUGUGUUUGGACAGCAAGGUUGAAGUGUCCCCUGAGGCUCAGGAAGCUGCUGCUGAGUUUGUGGAAGCUAUUUUUGCUGUCCUGUCCUCCCUAAACAACAUCCCCAGGGCUCUAGCGCGAGUGCUUGAGGGCUACCUGGAAAGAAGACACCUAUGGGACCACUUUUGCAGUUUAGCAGAUUCAGCCAAAGUAGAGCCUGUGCUGUUUAAGAGUAUCAGAGACGUCAUCUACAAAGUCACCAAAGGUCUGUUAGGACACAUAGUGAGAAUGAUACAGGCACGUGAAGCAUGUCCUAGCCCACUGCUCAGACAAACCCUUCCUGAAAGUGUACAGGCCAAGAUUCCUAAAGAGUGGAACUACAUUCCCCAGGAGGCCAAGGUGAAAGACAUCAGCAAGAUUACCAUUGGUCUUACCAUUCAGGCUCUCUCCUUCAUCUUCACCCACCUCCCAUCCUGCAUCUCCUCCAUCCCUCUGCCCAUUCGCUUCCUCUUUCACAUGGCUGAGAAGCACCAGAGCCAGAGCGUCAGACAGCGGAGGCCCACGGGUCUGCUUAUCCGGGUGCUGCUCGGCUUCCUGUGCCAGGGGCUGGAGAAUGGUGAGACCCUGGAGCUGGUAUCUACUGAGCCCUUGGAGCGAGGGGUCAAAGAGCGUCUGGCACUGCUGUCUGAGUGCCUGCAGGUGAGCCUGGGAAUGGAGAAGAUCAAGCCCAAACCCAUCACGCACAAGAUCCUGCAGGGUCUGGAAGAGAAAAGGCCUAAGUGGAGCUCCAUGCAGCUGCAGAAAGCACACAAGCUCUGCAGUGAGAGUACAUUUGAGCGUGUGGAGUGUGGCCUGGUGCAGGAUAGAGGUGGACCCAGUGAACCGGCCGAGCAGAAAAUGUGUGCUGUGUUGCUGGAGUUGUGCCAGGGAGCAGGUGGUAUUCAGAACCUGCGGCAGAUCCAUCACACCAUCCAGCUCAAUGAGGCCUUGUUAAGGUCCAAGCUAGCUCUUGCUGCAGACAGUACAUCUCCUCCCCAGGGACAGCCGUCUGUCCUGUUCUACUCAGCAGCGAACGCACUAAACAUUCCGCCCCACUUCAACCCGAUUUUUCACUUUGACCAUGUCGGCCACGCUAAAUUUGAUCAGUCAGCUAUGAGCAAGAGAGAGUGGGACUGGGCCCAACUGCUGCCAGCCUUCAGAGUGAGUCAAGUGACCUUCACAGAUCUGCUGGUUAACAGACAGGUUGGUGUGUGGAGCUCUGGCAGCUCUGACUCUGGCGCCUGCAGAGUGUGCGUAGUGUGGGCCUGCAGCAGCUAAAUUAAAAGCCUGCUUGUUCAGGAAGAGGAGCAGCAGGCCUCGAGCCCAGCUUCAGACUGCGAGCAGGUGUCUUCUGUGGUAUGGAGUUGUGCGUGUGCUUCUGUGUGUGUGUGUGUGUGUGUGUGUGUGUGUGUGUGUGUGUGUGUGUGCGCUUGUGUAUACAUGUUUAUAUGUGAUUGUAUAUAUAAAUGUAUGUGUGUGUAUAUAUAUAUAUGUUUGUGUAUAUGUAUGUGUAUGUGUGUGUGUUUUUGAAAUAGAUUUCUUUUACAUGCACUUGUUAAAUAACAUCCCUGUGUAAACACUACAUCUCACUGCUGUACAGAUUUGUAUAUCCUGUCUUUACAGCGCUGGUAUGAGAUUGUAUCUUGAUUCAGCUCUGGACUCUCUGCAUUCCUCCAGCCCUUUGAUGCCGUCUUCACUGUGGUCAUUAGCGCAGUGUAACCUGGUGACCUCGCUCCUAUUGAUUUUUUUCUAGAAUGUAGCGCUCGUACAGAGUGACUUCACUGUGCUGUCUGACUCCCCUGUACCUCACAGUGAGACCAUCCCAUGAUCUUUUUUAUGCAGCUGAAGUAAGAUUAAGCCUUUGUUGCUCUAAGGCGCUGGUGAAUGAGCUGGUGAGAGAAAGAGGAAAAUGAAAGGUAUGACAGGGAUCUGUUGGGCUCUUUUGUUCCUACCCUUCUGUCUUAAGCUUCAAGCAAUACAUAAACUUUCGUAGCCUUUUAAUCCCAAGCUGAACUCACGCUCACCUCUUCAUUCCUACUUUAGAUUUUAUUCUUGGCGGGCAGAAAGCCGGGGCUUUAUUUAGAAGCUGGAACUCAUGUUCGGCUCACGUUUGUGGUCUGCAUUAUUAUGAAGUGGAUAUUGUGGAAUUUAUACUUUCAGUUAAUGUACAUUUUGUGGGGACUGAAAGUAGACUGGAUACGAAACAAAGCAAAAGAUAUACAGACGUUUAUGGAGACAAUACUUAUUGAUGAAAAUAUUUAUUGAUGUAAAUAAAGAAAAUGAAAGGAAGCCUAGACUUACUAGACAAAAUGUAAAAAAAAAAUCUCUCAGCUUUACCUCUGACACUGGAGACUCCUUCCAAAAAUGUUCAGUAACGAAUUCUCACAGAAAAUUUCACCAUAUUAACCAUUAAACCAUUACAAUAUUGGGGUUCUAAGAAUAUAUCUUUUGCUACUUUCCUCACACCUUUUGGUGACUGCAGACACGUGUUGUUCGUGUUAAAGAAACAUUCUGUCAUUUUUGGAGCAACACAAAUACAUUAAAAAAGAAAAAAUAUAUAAGGCUUCAUCUUGCCCACAUACAGUAGAGAUUCCACCCCAUUUGUUAAUAUACUGUAUACCUAGAGCCAAAGCCGAGCUCUCUGUUUUGGCAGGGGGCAGAGUUCAUCUCAGGGCCAGAAAAAUUCUAAACAGUAGAAGAUACAGGAUUUUGAAUUUUUACAGUUGCAACAUCCUACACAGCAAUAAGACACGAUUAAAUGGUGUUUUAAAGGCCUCGGUGGUGUUAGUUACUUCCUCCAUUAUCCACCCUGUCUGAUUCCUUAAAAUGCUGUUCAUGUAUCACACGCUCACUGUAACAUGUAACAGCUUCUUCAUGUCUGGUCCUCUUCAGAUGCACUGAAGAAAUAGAUAAUUAAUAUACUCUUAAUGCAUCACAGUGUCUGUGUGACAGUGGCUGCCAUCUCCACUCACUCGCUCCUCAACUGUGACAAGAAAUUUAACACCCUGGAACAGGUCAUCAUCCUGCCACAGUCUCUAUCGUCCCAGCAGAGACAGACAGAGCGAGCAGCAAGCGGGAAAGGAAGAAAGGAGGAAAUAAUUACAAAUGAAGAGUGACGCAGCGAUGAAUGGAACAUAUGCUGAGCCGCUAGCGUUAGCGGUAGUGUUAGUGGUUAGCCUUAGCACUGGCAGACUGAAAGAAGGGCUGAUGAGGCUUCAGUGGUCCUGAAAGGGCUCAUUUGAGAGGCUGAUGUAGCCGGAGAGAAAUCUUCCACACUGUCAUCCUCACAGAGAGACGGGAUCUAAUGAGGAGAGUUUAGGAGUAACGUCUAAGGAAUAUAACACGCUGUUCUAGGAAAGUAAUGAUGAUGCGGCUCCUUCUGGCCAGUCAGAUUCGUUAUAAAAUACAUCAUUUCUGCCCUAAAUGUUACACAUCUCAUCCGUUUAUUCCCAUACUAAAAUCUACACUUUAAAUAUGGGUAGAAUAUUAUACUACUCCACUCCGCUCUUUAUGGCGUAUGUAUCAGAAUACAUCAGUGUGUCCAGAUUCACAUUCUUCACUCUCAUAUCUACACACAUUUCCUAUUAGUUUCACUGCAGCAGCUGAAUAAUGGAUCAUAGUUACUGAAUAAUAUGAUUAAUAACUAAUAAACCAGACUGUAUGUGAAAAGACCAAAAAAGAGAUAUUUCUGAUUUUACACAGAGGCAUAAAGUUGUAACUCUGAACUCAAAAAAGAUUGUUUAGCUCAGUAACACAAUUUAUACCCAAAAUAUGAGGAACAAUCUGUGUGGGUACUAUGUGUUUCACUAUGUGAAAGUGAGUAAGUAUGGAAUAAAAUGCUCCAGAAUCUACUGUUGUAGGAAGCAGAGUUUUUCUAUCACCACAGGUCCCACAGUGUUUUAUUUCAGAAUGACAAGCUCAUAGUUAUUAAAGAACAAUACAUUCUUUUUAUUUGUUCUUGUUAUUUUUAUUCUUGUGAAAACUCAACAAAAGUUAGUGCCUCAAUUUUUCAUACUGGUUGCAGAUUUGGGUCAUGACAUGUCGUGUAACAUCAUCACAAUACACAUCCAGCUAAAGCCCUGUUCA